AAAUUACCCAAAAUAAGGCAACUCGAUCAGGUAAGUUAGUUCGUCUUCGUUUCUUCCCACCCGACAAACCGAUCCCAUCUCCUUCUAACUCGCCUCGCGUGAGGAGAAUCAUCAAAAUUCAAACAUAAUAAACUUUCUUAAAAUCUCAGAGAUUCCUCUUAUCUUAAAUCUCACACAAAACGCACGCUCUCAAAUAAUUCAGACAACCCUUGUUGCUGUCCCUCAAGCCUUCUCUGCGUGUCCGCCUUCUCAUGUUCUUCAUCGAAGUGACCACUUCUCGUACUCUCGGGCGCAAUCCAAGCGGUGAAGUUUAAGGAUCCAAACCCUCCUUUCAUGUCCUUCAAUUCGGCCUCCAACCUUUUACAGUCACAUGACACUUGGAGGUACCCUGUAGAAAUCAGAAGAGUUGAGGAAUUUGAUUCUGGUGGGGUGUUUUUAUCGGGAUGCAGAACUUGCAAUUGAGGGUUGUGCCGGUGGAGGAAGGCAAGGACGCCGGUGUUAGUAGCAGCCGCCCAAGCCAAACGAAGGCCUUGCCGAUUAGGCUACUUCAGUUAUUCGCGCUGUUUCUGGUUUUCUGUAUUACUUUCUCAGUCAUUAGCAUAUACACAAUUCGGCAUUUUGGAAUCAAUGGCAUGAUGACAACAGUUGCGGCCUCUUUCCAGCCGUGCCCUGAGGAACCAAAAGGUUUGGAUCGAUGGAUUAAGCCGCCAUCAAGUGUUAAACACACCAUGAAUGAUGAGGAAUUGUUGUGGAGGGCUUCUUUUACGCCUAGGAUAAAGAAAUAUCCUUUUGAAAGAGUACCAAAGAUUGCAUUUAUGUUCUUAACUAAGGGGCCAUUGCCGCUGGCACCCCUUUGGGAGAGGUUUCUGAAGGGACACGAAGGGCUUUAUUCAGUCUACGUUCAUUCACUACCAUCGUUUCAACCCCAUUUUAAUCCUUCGUCGGUUUUUUAUGGGAGACAUAUUCCAAGCCAGGUUGCUGAGUGGGGAAGAAUGAGUAUGUGUGAUGCCGAGAGAAGACUCCUUGCUAAUGCAUUGCUUGACAUAUCCAAUGAACGGUUCAUUCUUCUUUCUGAAUCAUGCAUUCCGCUCUAUAAUUUCAGUGUCAUUUACCACUACUUGAUGAAGUCCAAGUACAGCUAUGUGGGUGCAUUUGAUGACCCCGGGCCAUAUGGAAGAGGACGCUACAAUGACAACAUGGCACCUGAAGUGAAAAUAUCCAAGUGGCGUAAGGGCUCUCAGUGGUUUGAAGUUAACCGAAAGCUUGCCAUCACCAUUGUCGAGGAUACAAAAUUUUACCCCAAAUUUAAAGAGUUCUGCAGGCCCGCAUGUUACGUUGAUGAGCACUACUUCCCCACCAUGCUAACCAUUGAAGCUGGGAAUUCUUUAGCAAAUAGAAGCAUCACUUGGGUAGAUUGGUCAAGGGGUGGUCCUCACCCGGCUACCUUUGGAAGAGCGGAUAUCACCGGGGAAUUUUUGAAGCGAAUUUUUGAGACUCAACGGUGCACUUACAAUGACCGGAACUCUACAAUCUGCUUUCUUUUCGGAAGGAAGUUUGCUCCAAGUGCCAUGGAACCUCUUUUGCAUUUAGCACCAAAGUUUUUGGGCUUCUAAGCAGAUAACUUCUGGAGCCGAACGAGCGUGCGAAAUUCGACCGGUGUGUAUUACUCGUUACCAUAAAUUCAACCUCAGUUGUAAUGUUUACUAGUUUGGGGUGUCACUUGAUAGCACUUUGGCAAACUAUACUGUUUAAAACUGUAUCAGAUGUACAGAGAAGUAGGCGCCCAAUUUAGCUUUGGCAUUCCACAUUUUUGUAUUGAGAAUUUGAUAUCAUACAUACACUGUAUUUGAAAUAACAUUUUCUUGAUUCUGUUCUCUUU
This is a messenger RNA of Pyrus x bretschneideri (Chinese white pear), 1879 nucleotides long. Its product is annotated as glycosyltransferase BC10. Gene Ontology annotation, molecular function: glycosyltransferase activity. The transcript is spliced from 3 exons. Bases 444 to 1613 code for a protein of 389 amino acids. Gene Ontology annotation, cellular component: membrane. Lineage: Eukaryota; Viridiplantae; Streptophyta; Magnoliopsida; Rosales; Rosaceae. The record is from RefSeq and is a predicted model, not a curated record.